Molecule: messenger RNA, 2305 nt
Organism: Trachymyrmex cornetzi
Lineage: Eukaryota; Metazoa; Arthropoda; Insecta; Hymenoptera; Formicidae
Product: aminoacylase-1
Exons: 5
Coding region: 221-1429 (402 amino acids)
Biological process (GO): amino acid metabolic process
Cellular component (GO): cytoplasm
Molecular function (GO): aminoacylase activity
Source: RefSeq, a predicted model, not a curated record
CGGUACGCCGGAGACUUUGCUUGGAGCUGUUUCGACGCCGCUCACCGCUGUCUGCUUGUGACAGUCGAUCGCUGACGGUAGGUGUCUGGACGCUAGGCGCGCACCUUAUCGGCGUACGGACGGACGAUCAGGCGUUAGGAAGCGUACCACUGAUUACAAGGGUAAGAACAAGAAGCACAAGCGGUGAUAAGGCAACAAGCGAACGGACUACCUCGAAACGAUGUCGCAGACCGAAUUGGACGAAACAGCUGUGGAGAAUUUCCGCGAGUACCUGCGGAUACCGUCGGUGCAGCCGGACGUCAACUACGAUGAAUGCGUGGAAUUCAUAACUAGACAAGCACAGUCUCUCGACUUACCAGUUAAAAUUUAUCACGUACAUCCUAAAAAACCGAUUGUGGUUUUAACAUGGGUGGGAACAGAUCCUACGAAGCAGUCAAUUCUCUUGAACAGUCAUAUGGACGUUGUACCUGUUUUCGAAGACAAAUGGACCUAUCCGCCAUUCAGCGCACACAUGGACGAGCAAGGCGACAUCUAUGCUCGCGGCAGUCAAGACAUGAAAUGCGUGGCAAUACAAUAUUUGGAGGCGAUCCGUAGACUGAAACUGAACGGACAACGUUUCCAACGCACUAUCCACAUCUCUUUCGUCCCGGACGAGGAGAUCGGCGGUGUUCUCGGAAUGAAAGCCUUUGUGCACACUGCAGACUUCAAAGCUCUGAACGUCGGUUUUGCGCUGGAUGAAGGUGUGGCUGGCAUAAACGAGAGCUUUUACAUGUUUUACGGAGAAAGAUCGAUUUGGCAUGUCGAAAUCAAGUGCGCGGGCAAUCCCGGUCACGGAUCCAUCAUGUUAGACAAUACGGCUGGGGAAAAAUUAAGAGUUAUAAUCGAUCGUUUCACAGACUUCAGAGCCUCCGAAAAAGCAAAAUUAAGUACAGAUCUUUCACAAUUAGGAGUUACUCUUGGCGGAGUGACAUCUGUAAAUCUUACGAAAAUUUGGGGUGGCGUACAAACUAACGUUAUACCUACCGAACUCAGCGCUAUGUUCGAUAUUCGUAUAACGCCUUCUGUUGAUCACGAGGAAUUCGAAGCUACUAUCAAACGCUGGUGCGAAGAAGCUGGUCCAGAUGUAACUUAUUCCUUCGAAGAGAAAAAUCCCAAAGUUGAAAACACCAAACUAGAUGAGUCUAAUCCAUACUGGAUCGCUUUCAAAAAUACCUGCGAUGAAAUUGGUAUUAAUGUGGAAACCGCUAUCUUCCCGGGAGGUACAGACGGCCGUUUUGUGCGAGGGAUGGGCAUUCCUGUUUUUUGCUUCUCACCGAUGAACAACACAAAGAUACGUCUUCACGAUCACGAUGAAUAUCUAAACAAAGAUAUUUUCCUGAAGGGAAUAGAGAUAUAUGCUAAAAUAAUACCGUCUGUUGCAAAUGUUUAAACGAAUAUGGCAUACAUUAUGCAUCAGAUUUUAAAAGUGCCAUAGUCGAAUGUUUAGAGCUACUGAUAGCUGAAUUCGACCAUCCUACCAAUGAUAAGUGUAUUAAUCAGAAUCUCUUGAGUUUAAGAGAUCGCAAUUAAUGUGCAAUGAAAUCCUAAGUCAAUAUAUAUUUCUAUAUUAUAUUUCUAUAUAUUGUUAUGCUAUUUUAAAUUUUUAUUAUUGUUGGGUAGAGUUGAAAAAUAUACACAUUCAAAUGAAAAAUAAUGUAAUACGAGAAAAGCAGAACGAAGUGAAUAUCUUUGAAGAAAGGAUGAGUGACAGCUCAAUUUAAAAAUGAGGUUUCAAGGAAAUUUCAAAUACAGAAGAUUAAUGGAAUGUAACGUGAAUCACAAUGAACACAUCAAGGAAACGAUAUAGAAUUUAGUAAAUUGUGAACACCAAGAAAUCGAACAUACAAGAUUUUUAUGUCUGAAGAAUACAAGGAAACAAUGGUGCUAUAAAUGGGGCCAAAAAACAGUGUGCUCAAAUUAGAGAAACUUCUAAAUAUUAUUUCCACUUGAAGUACUUGCAGAAAAUAUCCUACUCACAUAAAGUAUAUAUACAAAUGUUUUAUAUCGAAGAAAAAAUAUUUUUGUAAGGCUGACAGCAUCUAGAAGCGUGCAUUUUGGUGAUGGAGAGUCAAGAUCGAGGCAUCGAGGAAAACAAAGUAAUCAAAAUGUUUUGUAAUACAUAUAUUUUAAAGAAGUAAGUCAGAGCGAUGUAUUAACGUGAUCAAUGUUACGAAUAAAGUAAAGGAGAGAAAUGUAUGUACAAAGAAAUAAUUCGCAUAAGAGACCGUCUAUUGAUUUUGGAGGUAAAAGACCUAGGAUGUUUUAU